This is a messenger RNA of Gigantopelta aegis, 2227 nucleotides long. Its product is annotated as annexin A4-like. The coding region runs from base 78 to 1037 and encodes 319 amino acids. The transcript is spliced from 9 exons. Gene Ontology annotation, cellular component: cytoplasm. NCBI's taxonomy places the organism in Eukaryota, Metazoa, Mollusca, Gastropoda, Neomphalida, Peltospiridae. The record is from RefSeq and is a predicted model, not a curated record. Gene Ontology annotation, molecular function: calcium ion binding; calcium-dependent phospholipid binding.
CCGGAUAUUCUCGAAUACAAUCACGUGAGCUAUGUGUCAUUACAGAUGACAGAAAGAUAAACUAUACAGAGCUCACUAUGCCGGGAACAAUUUACGGAAAGUCGGACUUCGAGGCGGACAAGGCAGCAGAACAGCUGCGGAAUAGCAUGAAGGGGUUAGGCACUGAUGAAGAAAUAAUAGUUGCAAUUUUAGCUGAUCACAGUAACGAACAAAGACAGGAGAUCGCAACUACCUACAAGCAGGCAUACGGCAAGGAUUUGAUUGACGAUCUCAAAGAUGAACUGGGUGGAGACUUUGAAGAAGUGUGUUUGGCAAUGAUGGCCACGCCUCGAGUCUUUGACGCUAGACAGAUUAACAAGGCCAUAUCGGGAGCUGGAACAGAUGAGAGUACAAUAGUAGAAAUAAUGUGCACGAGAAGCAAUGAGGAGAUUGAAGAAAUAAAACAGGCUUACAAAGAAGAGUUUGAAAACGAACUGGAGGAGGAUCUAGUAGGGGACACGAGUGGGUAUUUCCAGCGCCUCAUGGUGUCACUGUGUGCUGGGGGGCGAGAAACUAGCGAGUGGGCGGAUGAGGAAAAAGCAGCUGAAGAUGCUAAAAAGUUUUACGAGGCCGGAGAAGAACGAUGGGGUACGGACGAGGCCGAAAUGAACGCGGUUCUGUGUUUACGAAGCCGAGUUCAGUUACUGGAGACGAUCAAACUGUUCGAACAGAUGACGGAAAAGACGAUGGAGGAGUCUGUGGAGGACGAAUGUAGCGGUAAUCUAAAGAAAGGAUACCUGGCCAUCCUUCGAUGUGCCAAGAGUAUGCCACAUUAUUUUGCCAGACGAGUGAAGGAGUGUCUCGAAGGCCUGGGAACAGAAGACAAUGACUUGAUUAGAAUAAUUGUUUCACGCAGUGAGAUCGACCUCCAAGACGUGAAAGAGGCGUUCGAGGAGAUGUAUGAGAAGUCUUUACUGGACUCGGUCAGUGACGAGUGUUCCGGGGAUUACAAGCGUAUGCUCUGUAGCAUCAUUAACCCCUACCAGACGCAGUAUUAGUCACCAACACAAACUACACUCUGGACAUUUACUUUUUUCAAUUCUUUCAAAUAUGUUUAUAAAGUGUUUUGCAAUUGCACUACAUGUCUGGCCAUCAAGGUUUCACGGUGCUGAAUAUGUUUAGGUACUCUCUUGUUGGCACACGAAUAACAUAGUCAUGGGUGCGGGAACAGAGAUGGUAUUUCCAUAGUUCAUCAAGAUAAACCAUGAUGAACUAGCAUUUGCUCACCCACAUCCAUCCCUAUAAAUUUCACACCAUUUAGCUUGUUAAUUUUGACCUAUAUACCUGCCCCAAGUUCAGCCAGCAAACGUUCACUAACGUUCGCGAACUAUUUGAUUGGUUCCCGAAGUGGUAAUUCGGUUUAAUACUGUGUAGCGUAAAAAUCAGUCUUGCGAACGUUAGCGACAAUCGGUUGACUGAACUUACGCCUGUUCUGCAGAACUAUCACAACCACCAGCACCACUGGGAUCUAAGGUCUCCACGAGUACCCGUGCAAGGAAGAGCACCGUCAAUCAACUAUAUUUUUACGGCAUUUUGCCUUAUGCUUGCCGCCAGUUACAUUAUCAGGCUAUGAGACAUGGAUGGAAAACAAGUCGAAUGUGUGGAAUGCAAUACAAUGACAUGAUUUGGCAUCCAUGUUCAGGGCUGGAAUUAACAUGCAUAAUGUUAUUUUACUGUAUUCCUUAGUCUCAUUAUCACCUAGUGUAAGUGUCGGGUACUCUGGUCCGGGUCGAAUUUUGGACACGUGGAAGCCCUACAGGGUGCGAAUAAUUUUAACAUGCUCAUAUACCACUAGAGUUUCGAGCAUCAGGGAUCAGUUAUGUGGGUGUUAGUGAACACAUAUAUGUCGACGGAACUUUAAUUUUUUUUUCACAUUAUUGCUUUUACGUUUGGCGUGUAGUGAUUCUUUUAUACAUAUGUAUUUUCCUUUCUUAUUUUGUUUAUUUGUUAUUGUUUUUAAAAUUGGAUUCAAUCAGUUUGGCACUCUAGCUGUGACAGUGGUUCAUUCAUGUACAAUCACCCGGUUUUUAAUAAACGGAUUUAAUGAAACGGAUUUUACAUUUCUAACUUUCUGUAAUAUUUUUAGAGCACUAAAAUGUGUAACUGGCGAUUUUUUUUUACUGUUCCUGCUGUGGGUAUUAAUUUUCACAGUGUGUUACAAAGUAAAGAUCUACACUUCUUUUUCCUA